Messenger RNA from Bufo bufo (common toad), 2650 nucleotides. It is a transcript of the gene ARL8B, whose product is annotated as ADP ribosylation factor like GTPase 8B. Gene Ontology annotation, molecular function: GTPase activity; GTP binding. The record is from RefSeq and is a predicted model, not a curated record. Lineage: Eukaryota; Metazoa; Chordata; Amphibia; Anura; Bufonidae. The coding region runs from base 151 to 711 and encodes 186 amino acids. Gene Ontology annotation, cellular component: lysosomal membrane. The transcript has 7 exons. Gene Ontology annotation, biological process: anterograde axonal transport; protein transport.
UCGGCCUGGGCUCGUUCACCGGUAGACACUUCCGCUUCCGGUGAGCAGGCUGCUGUUGUGAGUCCCGGUGUCUUCCGGCGCCCGUAGGCCUCUGGUCCCUGCAGUGCGCCCCCUGUCUGCCGUCCCCGGAGGCCCCGGCCGGACCCCGCCAUGAUGUCCCUCCUGUCUCGGCUGCUGGACUGGUUCCGCUCUCUUUUCUGGAAGGAGGAGAUGGAGCUGACGCUGGUCGGGCUGCAGCACUCGGGGAAGACCACCUUUGUCAAUGUCAUAGCGUCGGGGCAGUUCAGCGAGGACAUGAUACCGACCGUCGGGUUCAACAUGAGGAAAGUGACAAAAGGAAACGUCACCAUCAAGAUCUGGGAUAUCGGGGGGCAGCCUCGGUUUCGCAGCAUGUGGGAGCGCUACUGUCGGGGCGUCAACGCCAUAGUUUACAUGGUGGACGCGGCCGACAGCGAGAAGAUAGAAGCGUCUCGUAAUGAACUGCACAACCUGCUGGAUAAACCGCAGUUACAGGGUAUACCGGUUCUGAUUCUUGGGAAUAAAAGAGACCUCCCGAGCGCGCUGGACGAGCGGCAGCUGAUCGACAAAAUGCACCUGGCGAUGAUUCAGGACAGGGAAAUCUGCUGCUAUUCUAUCUCCUGUAAAGAGAAGGAUAACAUAGAUAUCACCCUGCAGUGGCUGAUCCAGCACUCUAAGACACGCCGUAGCUAAGAGUCGUGGAAGCUGCUGCUCUAUAUUAUGGAAUGUGCCCUUCCUGCCCUGCCCCACGGACGUGCCCUCUAUCUCCCUGCCCUGUGGACAUAUGCUCCUCACACUUCGGAGGGCACGCCACCGGGGCCCAUCUGCUUGAGGAUGUGCUGCUGCUGUCCACCCGGGGUCAUGUCCUCGUUUCCUGCUCUGCCUCCCAAGUUCGCUCUCGACCCGUCCAGCUGAAUAUAUUCCUUCUGUUCUCUUUGCGGUGAUCGGUGGCCCGUCCCAUAUCCAGUCCGUCCUUCCUGUUUGAGCCCUGGUUGACCCUACAGGUCUUUAGGCUUCAUGAUUUCUAUCUCCAUCCAUCUGGUCGCCCCACCGGGGUUUGCCUUGCCCCCCACAUACUUAUGUGCCUUCAUGUCUGCCCUUUGCACCGUGCUGCUUCUUUAGAGAUGUCUCGCUGCUGCUUGCCCCAAACCUUGGUCGACUACUUCCUAGGAGCCGUCCCUGGGCAUGCCGAUAUGUCGACUUGAUAUAAAGAUGCCAAAGCAGAACGGGGGGGCAGGGUGGACCCCUGGAAUGGAGUGUCACAUGUUCUUACAAUAAUCAAGUCGUCCAUGACGUGAAAGGUUUUGUGGGGCACGAGGAUCAGUGGAGAUAAUGGAAGCACCACGGUCAGUUACUUGGUUGCGCCCUCCCCCCGCCUUCAGACUGCACUCAGAGCAUUGCAUACCCGUCAGUCGGCAGAACAAUCAAGAUCCGGAGAUGGAGGCUUUCAACUGUGGAAAAUUCUUCUGUCUGUCCUUCCACUUGGUACUCAAGAGGGUCUGCAUCUCCUCGGCAGGAGUCUUGUCCAGCUCCGUCUUCCAUUCCCUGAGUCCCCAUCCCCCACCCCGUGCAAGCCCCCUGGUAUGCUUCCCUUCACCUGGCAUUACCUGCUGCCUCCAUCGCUUUAGCUCGCUCUGCACUAUUGCUGCUAUUCACAUUUUCUUUUGUGCCUGAGCGUAAUAGAUCUCCACAGAACCGGGACGACUUCACUUUGAGUGCUACUAGAGACAGGUUUAAAUCAGGAGACUGCAUGGGUGCUGAUUAAAGGUAUAGGUGCAUUUCGAAUAACGUCACUUUCAGUAAGUUUGCAAUUACGUAAUUUCUGCUCGAGCCCCACUCAGAGUGGCAUUCAGGCAUCUUCUGUUUGCUGUGACCUCGCUGCCUCCUGCUUCAGCGCGGACAGCGAGAUGUUUACACCAGGGGUCGGCCGCCCCAGGCACUCCAGCAGGUGUGGCACUACAACUCCCAGGCUGAACACUUGCUCGACUGUUGUCAGAAGUGAAUGGACCAUGCUGAGAUUUGUAGUCUCACAACAGCUCGAGAUCCAGAGGUUGGUGGCCCCUGACCUGCAUCUUUUACAUUGCAGUGUACAAUCUUGGCCAAAAGUUUUGAGACUGACACGAAUUUAGGUUUUCGGAUUCAGUUUUUCUGGUGGCAAUCUACAUUAUCUCUAGAUCGUUAUGAAGAGUGAUCAGAAGAAUUGCCAUAAAUUCAUCCCUUGCCAUGAAAAUGGACUUCAUAUAAAAACACCAUUUCAUUGGAUUUCAGCCCUGCUGACAUCAUGUCGGUGAUCUUCUCUUUAGCUCAGGAGAAAGUGUUAAAAGGGGCAAGGCAGCUGAUUGAAUUAGAAGAGCAGACUGAUUGCUUUAAAAAGGCGGUGCUUGAAAUCAUUGUCUUCUUCUGUUAACCAUGGUUACCUCCCAGGAAACAUGUGCCGUCAUCAUUGCUUUGCAUCAAAAGGACGUUGCAGGCAAGGACAUUGCUGCUUGUAAGACUGCAACUAAAUCAAAAUCAACCAUUUAUCGGAUCAUAAAGAACUACAAGAAGACUCCAGGGCACCCAAGAAAGUCGAGCAAGUGCCGGGACCAUCUCCUAAACAGGAUUCAGCUAUGGGAUUGGGUCACCACACUGA